Messenger RNA from Mesitornis unicolor (brown roatelo), 642 nucleotides. It is a transcript of the gene TMX1, whose product is annotated as thioredoxin-related transmembrane protein 1. The record is from RefSeq and is a predicted model, not a curated record. The transcript is spliced from 7 exons. The annotation marks the transcript as partial. Lineage: Eukaryota; Metazoa; Chordata; Aves; Mesitornithiformes; Mesitornithidae.
GAGAAGUUCGCCGAGUGGGGUGAGGACCUGGAGGUGAACAUCGCCAAAGUGGAUGUCACGGAGCAGCCGGGACUAAGUGGAAGAUUUAUCAUAACAGCUCUUCCUACCAUCUAUCACUGUAAAGAUGGAGAGUUCAGGAGAUACCAGGGUGCAAGAACUAAAUCUGAUUUCAUAAACUUCAUCAGUGACCAGGAGUGGAAAUCUAUCGAACCGGUAUCAUCAUGGUUUGGUCCUUCCUCUUUCCUGAUGAGCAGUAUGUCAGCAUUGUUUCAGUUGUCAAUGUGGAUCAGGCACUGCCAUGGUUAUUUAACAGAAAGUAUUGGACUACCGGUCUGGGGCUCGUAUGCGCUUUUUGCAUUGGUGACUUUGUUUUCGGGACUGAUACUGGGACUUCUAAUGGUGUUUGUAGCAGACUGUAUCUGUCCGUCCAAAAGGCACAGACUGCCACAGCACCCUUACUCAAGAAAGCUAGCUCCAGAGUCAGCUCAGCUGCUGAAAAAGCUGGAUGAAGAGCAAGAAGCAGAUGAGGAAGAUAUCUCAGAUGAUGAAACGGAGGGUAAAGAGGUGUCCAACAGAAACUCAUCACCGAACGCUGUCAGGCAGCGCCCAGUGAACCCUGCUGCCACAGUGGAUAAGUCUUAG